AUGAAACUUAUCUUCUGUCUGAGUAUCCUUGCUGGGGUGUUGCCCUUCGCUGAUUCGGUUGUACAGAAAGAAGACCAUGCUCCUUAUUUGGCGUACCUCAGAUCCCACUUCACACCUUGUGUGGGCGUACUUAUCAAAGUUAAUUGGGUACUAGCCCCGUCUCACUGCUACUUACCAAAUCUGAAAGUGAUGUUGGGAAAUUUUAAGACAAGAACCAUAGACGGAACAGAGCAGACCAUUAGCCCCAUUCACAUUAUCCGCUACUGGAACUACAGUGAUAGCAACCCGCAGGAUGAUAUCAUGCUCAUUAAACUGGCUCGUCCUGCGCAACUCAAUGCCAAAGUCCAGCCCAUUUCCAUCGCCAGCACCACCCCUAAGCCAGGCACCGUGUGCGUGCUCUCGGGGUUGGACUGGAGCCAAGAAAACAAUGGCAGACACCCUGAUUUAAGGCAGAAUAUGGAGGGUCCUCUCAUGACUGAUAAGGCAUGCCAGAACACUGAGCAAGGAAAGAGUCACAGAAACUCCUUAUGUGUCAAAUUUGUGAAAGUGUUCAACCGAGUUUUUGGGGAGGUGGCUGUUGCUACCGUCAUCUGCAAAGACAAACUCCAGGGGAUUGAGGUUGGACACUUCAUGGGAGGAGAUGUCGGCAUCUACACCAAUGUUCACAAAUACGUCUCCUGGAUCGACCAAGUCACUAAAGAGAGAAAAACAAACUGA
This is a messenger RNA of Sorex araneus (European shrew), 717 nucleotides long. RefSeq names its product serine protease 37 (gene PRSS37). Gene Ontology annotation, biological process: positive regulation of acrosome reaction; proteolysis. The record is from RefSeq and is a predicted model, not a curated record. Gene Ontology annotation, molecular function: serine-type endopeptidase activity. Lineage: Eukaryota; Metazoa; Chordata; Mammalia; Eulipotyphla; Soricidae. The transcript is spliced from 5 exons. Gene Ontology annotation, cellular component: acrosomal vesicle. Bases 1 to 717 code for a protein of 238 amino acids.